CCAUUGGAUACUCUUACCACCACUACCAUCAUCCUAAUCCCAUUCCAUCUGCGACGCCGUAGCGCCCACCUCUUCACAUUCGUAUCCCUCACAAUUACCUGACGAAUCCUCGAUACCACCCUUCCCAUCCUCCUCCUCCUCCGAUCUCUCCACCUCAUCCGCCAAAGUUGCAGGGCCUUUGCCGAGCUGCGACCACAACUCCUCACCACUCCUACUGCUACGAGUGCACGCCCUCAACGACUACCCUGCUGGCCAAGGACAUCAUCUUUCUUCCUCUUCUCUGCGUCCUUCUCCUUACCUCCGACUCCAGCCUUUAGUUGCUUCGUCCUUCCGCCGCUGUCCCAUUCUCCCGCGAUGUGCUAGGGCGAAGAAGAGGCUGAGCCGCGUACCGCCUUUGUGAUUGCUCCAAAGCACUCUUUCGACCGAGCGAUCAGUGCCGCAGGUCCUUCCAUUGCCAUGAUGGCCACGCCAGGGAGAGGUGUCGUGUCCACACCACCUGGUCAUAGCCCUUCGGCGCUGGCCAGCUCCAGCCGGCUACCAUCUUCCUCGCCCUUUGCCUCUGGACAGUCACCCAUAUCCCCUUCCUAUCCUCAUGCUGUGCCCUCGAGAGGGGCCGCAGCUUCGUCGGUGGAUGCCGCCGCGCGCGCAACCUCAAUGAAGGCGGCCAACAGGCUGACGAGGGCUGCCUCGCCAGCCGCGCCCAUCGACCACGACUUUGUCGUCCAAGCCGCCAAUCCAAAUCAUCCAGAACAUCAGCGAUGGCUCGAGAGCUUUGCAAGCGGCGCCUCCUCUUCCAGGAGAAGAAAGCCAGAAGGGCUCACGACGGGCGGAGGCGGCGAAGGAUCCACAUCAGCCCGGAGGAAACCCAGUCGCCCUGAUUUGGGUAAUGGCUCCGCCCGCAGUAGGGAAACCUCAGACAAUGUUGCGCUCGCAUCCUCCGACGCUGCCACCAAUACUCGUAUGCCGCCAUCACGAUCCACAGCUGGUGUCGCGACGAGGUCCUCCAUCAGCGCUGACUCUCAUGGCCGUAGAAUAGGACUGGCUGCGCCACCAGUCGCAUCCAAUUCGUCUGAUUCAUCGGCAGACGAAGGCGCUACUGCUGGGUCCAUUCGACCCACUUCGCCGUACCGUAGCAUUCGCAAGCGAUCUUCUGUAGCCGACGCGCGCUUGGAGGAUGCGACCCUACCUGCAAGGACAUCCUCCUCGGUCGCACUCGAAGGAGGCGCCCACCUCAACGGACAAGCUGAGCGGGCUGGUUCUGAGCGCAGGCGUAGGAAGAAGCGAAAGGACCGCUUAAAGCACAAGGACAGAGCGCCAGCGCCACCAAUGCCGCCUCCACGUAUCAGCAGCUCUGUCAAUUACCAAAGCCUACACAGCCCUAUGAUGGACGUCGACCUCUCUCAGCAGCAACAAGAGCCGCCGCAGCCGCUCACAGAAGGUUUCGAGCCGAUGCCAUACAUGAAUCAGUCUCCUGCGCAGCCCCUUGAGCCCGUUGCAGGUCCACUUGAAAAUGUUGAGCCAAGCAGGAGGGCCAGGCAACGACCGCAACCCUCCCAGUCUGACGUUCAGCUGCUCAGGGAUGCUGGCAUUGGGCCCGAAGUACCGGCGAAAGAACAGAUUCUUCCUCCUCGCAUCGCUUCCAAUCCGGCUUCUCAGAUGCAAAGGACAGGUCCUAGCUUGCCGGCGCGCAAUCCUGCAAGACGCCCGUCGCUCUCCAACAGACUUGCAUCUGCUCCUACGGCCAACCACGAGCAGACGAGUGCGGGCGCUUCCCAGCUUCCAGAAGGCAAGACGAUCCCACGUCAGCGCAGCACCUCCUUUGACAUCCUUCGGUCCACCUUCUCGCCAGCGGUCGCACCUAUCGAAUCCGAGACCGGCAGCGGUAACAGAAUCGCGUCCUCAUCAGCCGGCGCAGGCUCCAAGGUUCGCGCAUCUCUCGAUGGCGUUCGUCCUAGAUUCCUCACCUUCUCACGAGGGACACCAGCGCUGCCAGACGAUGCAUCUGAGGCCGAUUCGUCCGUCUCAGGUUUCGCAGGAGGAUCCCAGCAAGGCACAUCGUCCGUGAAGGGGCCUCGCAAGCUGCGAACAUUCUUCUCAUCGCUCAAGCUCGGCAGCCACGGGACCAAUUCGGCCAUGCCGUCGAAGCAGGGGAAUGUCUCUGUCUCUGCGCUACCCAUUGGCAGCGCCAUGGACGCGGAAGAGAGCUCUUCUCGAGGGAGAGACAGAAGGGUUUCUGAGCAGGGUCCACAAAUUGCGGCCUCGCGCUCGACGCAAAGCAUGGACCUUCCUCGUCCAUCGUUGACUGCACUUCUCGGUAAUGGUCGCAACGAGUCGCCGCCUGUACCUUUGCUACCUGCCCACUUCAGCAUCGUUGAUCCACAGCACGGGACUGAGAGCCCAAAGCUGUGGGCCAACACCGGCAAGGCGAGGCUAAGCCUGGUUGGUGAAGAGACUGAAAUCGACUCGGACCAUCCACGCGCUUCAAUGUCUGGCGCUGACCGGGAUCGCGCGGCAAAGGCACCGGUCAUUCCACCUUCACCCAUCGCAGAGGUCAACGAGAACUCCGGCAAGAGCUUUGGAUUCCCUCGGAUCGCUAGCAAGACCGGCCUGCGCAGUCCAUCGGCGCCAGUCAGCUCGACGGGAGGCAUUGUGGAUGCACCGAUGCCCUCGCCCUUGGCUUCAGAAGCUCACACAACCGCGUCCACCCAUAGCAGGGAGGGGACGAGCGACACAUUUGGUCGUAAGAAUCGCCUCGCUUCCCUCUGGACUCGAGGCGCUGCCCCCUCUUCUCAGCGUGAACGAUCGCAGACGAUGACCGACGGCAUCGCAUCCAAGGAGAUUCUCGUUGAGUGGGGCAGAGCUAGCCCAUCAGUGUCGUCGCGCAUGGGCCAGAGCCACCGCACGCAGAGCUCACAAGGCGAGUCAGUGGACAUCAGCGGCUCUCUUGCAGACAGCUGCGAUACUGCCGGCACCACGGGGCUCGGCAUUCACGCUCUCGAACCUCAGACCUCGAGGUCCAGCGGUCCGGUACACGAGAGCCGGCCUGCUACGCCAUCAGCAGGCGGCUGGAGAUCACGAGUCUCAUCGCUGGCCUCCAUCAAGUCCGUCAAGAAAGCACGAUCCCAAAUCUUCCGCGAUAGCCCUCAGUCAUCUUCGUCGCCCGUCCCGCCCCCCUUGCCAACUAUGCCAGGACAGAAGGGCCCGUCGAUGUCUGCUUCAUCUUCGACAGGCACCCAUUCUGGCGUAGGCGUCAACGGCAGUUCAGCGCCGGACGAGCUUUGGAGGCGGAACUUAUUGGCAGAGGCUGUUGGGCUCAGCCUUGAUGCUUCAGCGGUGGGAGACAAGGCCACUUCUGGUGGCAUCGAGAACAGGCCAAUCGCAUCGCGCUCUUCGCCUCCCAAUGGUCCAAGCAGCAAGGGAAAGCGUACGCCUCUGCUGGAGGUGGUGGCCGCGGGUCGCAAAUCGUUCAGUCGAGACAGAGGCAAGUCAAAGGGGCUCGAUGCGCCAGAUGAGAGCAUGCCUACGAUUCACCGAACGCUAGGUCCUGCCUUGCUGAGCGACCUCACCUCGCAAAGCGGUCAUGCCGAGCGAGACGAGGCGCAAAGCUCGGUAGCUGGAGGACAUAGCGAAGAGGAGCUUGAGCCGUGGGACGGCAUGGAUGAUGACGCCAACGAGAGCCUUGCUGCGCCCUUUGUUCCUCCUCGUAAAGUCUCAGUCGGCGGAACGCCCAAGCUCGAAGGCAUCGCAGAGCAAGACACGACGUCGACAGAGGGAUCUCGUAGCCAGAGCCGAUCAGGCAGUCAGCAGAGUCGGUCAGUCGUUCCAGGCGCUGGGUCGACGCCUGCGUCUCCUCCUCUCUCAAGGACGGGCGACGUUUCGACCACCAUCGCGGCAUCCUCAUCGACCACGCCGUCAGCUCAAAUCGUUAGUUCCUUCUCGAGCAACCGACACUCGAUGGGCAAGAUGCAAUCCACGCCUCCUCACCUGCACCUGCAGUCGCCCAACUCGACGCCCUUUGCCUCUUCUACUAACGUUGCUGCAGCAGAGGAGAGUGGCCGGUUCAACGAAUUCGUGGUCCCCUCGCCAUCGCAAGACUACCCUCAAUCGCCAGCUCCCCCCGCCGCCAUCGGAGCAUCGAGCAGUGGUCGACGCACACCUCGCCUUUGGUCAUCGUCGCAAGCCGGCAGGAAGUCUCCCGGCGCAAGCCUCAGAAGCGGUUACGGCGAUGGCGGUGGCGUAAGUCCUUCACAUGCUGGUCGCACCUCGUUCAGCACCGAUCGGGACCGCGCCCCUGUUGCCAGCCCCUAUGUGCAGCAUCAGGGGAUCCGUAGUCGUCAGGCAUCGGCAGACGGCGGCGGAAUCAAGGGAGCCCUCAAGAAGCUGGUACCGGGCGGGUCAUCUGGUGGCCUCUCGGUUGGUAAGAGCAGCACGAGCGGGACGUCUUCGCCGAUGGGCAGGGGCAUCAGCUCGGAGCAGUUUCAACAGAGGCCGUAUCAGGAUGGCCGAGCUGAAUUUGAUUCGGCUUCUUCACGCGAAGACCUGCUGCCAGAGGGCACUGCACCCAACAGCGGCCCUCAGCAGCAGCAGCAUCGUUUCCAACCUUCUCCCUCAGCAUCUGCCGGGCUGCGCGACCCAUGGGACGACAGUCUGGCCUCGGCGCAGGCUGCGACAAGGAUGCUAGAGGUCGAGCAUGAAACCCUUCAACCUAGCCCACUGGGAACACCCCUCUUCAGGCACGGUGGGGGAGGCAGCGGCGGCGGCGGCGGCACGGGCGCGACACACUCGACUGCCGGACCUCACGGGGCCGAACAGGCCAGCAUUCGUAGUGGGAGCAGCCGCUCGGAUCUCAUUCAUGGAGACGACACAGCCAGCGAGCGUAAGAGGUCAACCACGCCGGCAGGCGUGGCGAUGAACAGAGCGAUGAUGUCUUCCUCCUCCUCUCUGCAAGCAGCCAUUACGGCAAGCAGUGGCGCUCCUGCUACUACAGGCAAUUUGCACACGUCGCGCUCGAUGUCGACGAGCGAAGCGCAUGACACCUCUGCAGUGUCCAAUGAGGCGGCCCUCCACUCUCCCCAGACCCCAUCACGCAGCUCGGGUGGGCAUAAUCAAGUCUUUUACACCCCUCCGACAGCGGCAAGCAUGCUCCCCUCAUCCAGCAUGUCCUCCAUGCCCACCAAUUCCUCUGCUGUCUCGCCCUCCGCCUCGACGCUCUCACACCAGCGCAGCGGCAAUGCGGCCGGCAGUAGCAGUGCGAACGGGACCUUCCUGCCCUCGCACUCGUCUAGCUCCUCCUCCGUCGGCUCGAUGAUCUUUGCCCAGCCUUCCAAUCUUACAGCGGCUGACCCGCUCGAGGCUCUCUUCCGGCAGCAGAAGGCAAGGGAGGCAGAGAUGCUGAGGAGCAUUAGUGAGAAGAGCAGAAGGAUGGCACAGCAAGGCCAGCCGGGGCUGGCUGGGCAAGUGAUGGCUCAGAGCCCUUCUGCGCCGGGCAGGAUGGGCGGCGGUGCGAAUCAGCAGCAACAGCGGAGCCGCGUGCAGUAGGACUGAGCCGUGGUGACGGGCAUCACGGGCGGUAGCGAGAUGCGGUCAUCGAUAGAGGUCGAUUUCAUCUAGUCAAUUUUUAUGCCUGCUCUGCGCGUUGCACCGCACAGCGUCUGCAUCUUACCAUACACUUCCUUUCAUCCUUCUUGCUUCGCUCAUCCUGUAUUAGUGUGUCGUCAACGUCUGACGACGAGGACACGAUAUCUUGGCCUCGUCGAACU
Messenger RNA from Jaminaea rosea, 5759 nucleotides. RefSeq lists its product as hypothetical. Lineage: Eukaryota; Fungi; Basidiomycota; Exobasidiomycetes; Microstromatales. The coding region runs from base 457 to 5538 and encodes 1693 amino acids. The transcript has a single exon. The record is from RefSeq and is a predicted model, not a curated record.